AUGAGGUAUAUCGCUCUUCUCUCCCUCCUCACUGGAGUUUCAGCUUCUCAACAUAGCUUGAAACUGCCGGAACCGACCAGGCAAUUGGAAUGGAAAGAUGUCAAUUUCCUCAGUACUUCAGACAUCCAUGGUUGGCUGCUGGGUCACCAACAUGCGACUUGGCCAGAGCCAAACUAUUCAGGCGAUUACGGAUCUUUAGCGUCAUUUGCAACCCACAUGAGACGUGUAGCGCAUGACAAGGGAGUUGAUUUGCUUUUAGUCGAUGCCGGAGAUCAUCACGACGGAUCAGGACUCGUCUCAUCCUCGUCGGACGCUGCUGGAAAGGCAGAAGAUAUCUUCUCGAUGUUGCCUUAUGAUAUCAUCACUAUUGGUAACCAUGAGCUCUACCACUAUGAAGAUGCGUUGGAGGAGUACAGGAAUAAAGGAAGAUGGAAUGGCAGAUACGUAACAUCAAACGUAAAUAUCACAAUUCGAUCUAAAGAUGGAUCUUUUCAAUCGGUACCCCUGGGAGAACAGUAUCUCAAGCUUGAUACGGAGCAAGGUAGAAAAGUCACUGCCUUCGGUAUCAUAUUCAACUGUAAAGGUAUAUCAAUACAAAAACCCUCUAAAUUAGCCAAAGAACCUUGGUUCUUGGAGGCGAUAAAGGACAAACCUGAUUACUUCGUCUUAGCUGGACAUAUGCCUGCAAGAGGUGAAACAGCAGAGUUCGGGCCUAUCUUCGAUGCUAUACGAGAGGCGCAUCCUAAAGUCCCGAUAUACAUCUUCGGCGGACACACUCAUGUACGAGAUUGUGUUCAGUACGAUGACAGAUCUAUCGGAGUUGUACCGGGAAGAUAUCUGGAAACGGUUGCUUUCACCUCGUCAUCUUUACCCCAGGACGACGAUGAGAAACCUUUGGAUGUAGCUCGAAGGUAUAUAGACGGUAACCCGGUCAGCUACAAAUGGCACACAAACACCUCAGAUGAGGAGUUCGACCUCCCGAUUGGGAGGAACAUCUCCCUGGCCCUUCUUCGACUAGCAUCCAAUCUCAAUAUCUCCACGCCCUUGGGGAUAGCUCCACAUGACUAUUUUCUGGAAAGACACCCGUACGGACACCCUAGAUCAGUCCUUACCGUGUUCUCGGAUCAAGUACUACCACAUACUAUAUUUGACAAGGAGAGAAACGAAACAAGGGUGAUCAUUGGAAAUGCAGGAAGUCUACGAUUUGACCUGUUUCAAGGGAGAUUUGACAGGAAUGAUGAAUUGACGGUUUCACCAUUUACGAGUAAAUUUCUCUAUGUUCAACUUCCAGCUGGACUAGCUAGGAAUAUCACCGAACAGAUGAAUAAAUCUGGAGCCUCGAAAUUACUACCUUCUGAGCCAACAACCAAGUCCGAAGAAGAAGAUAGGGUUCGAAGGACAUUCAAUGAGUGGAUGGCUGAACAAUGGGAAGAUUAUCUGACACAAGGUGGAGAUGAUCAUUUGUAUGACCAAGUGGAAAGUCAGAGGAUAUUUAAGGAUGACGAAAGUGACAUACCGAAGAAACCUAGAACGAUGGGAUUUGUCACCAAGGAUAGUUGUCCCGGUAAAGGAGAUGAUAUCGAACAUUAUCCUGUUCCCCAUGUUGGUAAUCAACCUGACUUCGUUCAAACUCCUUUCCCUGAUGUUAACAAUGAUGAGAUUAUAGAUGUGGUAUCCAUGGAUUUUGCUCUGGAUGAUUUUUUGGCCGCUGUCAAUGUUCUAGACCCAGCUAUUGACCUAACAGAAGCGCACAUGAAACCUUAUGCAGAAGGGUUGGAGAUAAAUGUGGUCUUUGGGAUGUAUGCUAAGGAGAUGUGGCAAGCUGGACUUUGA
Molecule: messenger RNA, 1833 nt
Organism: Kwoniella mangroviensis CBS 8507
Lineage: Eukaryota; Fungi; Basidiomycota; Tremellomycetes; Tremellales; Cryptococcaceae
Exons: 19
Coding region: 1-1833 (610 amino acids)
Biological process (GO): nucleotide catabolic process
Cellular component (GO): cytosol
Molecular function (GO): hydrolase activity
Source: RefSeq, a predicted model, not a curated record